UGGCCUGAGACGGGCCGUGCGCAGCUCCCUGAUUGCUCAGGGACCACGGGGAGACUCUGAUUGGUCUCUAGACCACACCUAGUUGGUGAGCGCAGCUGCUGCCUGAAUAUCCCACAGCUCUGCCGAGGCCACUGGAGUACGCACACGCCUACCUUUAGACACCAGACCGGGAGAGGAACCGUGGAGCUGCUGCAGCGGAGGAGUUGUGGAAACUUUGCUGAGUCCUCGGGCCUCCCGCUCCCUGCGAUGCCGGCCUCGUCCACCAUCCACGUGCUGCAGCUGCUGCGGGAGCUGCUGGCCUUCGUGCUCCUCAGCUACACGGUGCUCAUCGGAGCGCUGCUGCUGGCCGGCUGGACCACCUACUUCCUGGUGCUGAAGUGACAGCGCCCGCAGCCCCGCCCCCCGCCCCGCCCGCCUCGUGCCAGCCCCCAGCGGCCGGAGCCACCGCGCGCUGCUCCGCCUCCUGCCGGACACAUCCCACCCCCCGACGGAAGAACGCUGCGCCUCGCCGCUCGGGCCAGGGCUGCCUCUCGAGGCAGGGCCUCGCCCGGGUAGGUAUCCAACUUCCUCUCACGACGGCCGACUCCGCUCCGCCCGCUCAGCGCCCUCAGGCCCGGGGCCCGCCCAGUCCCACGCGGAAGCUGCGGCGGUUGGGCGCUCGUCGCGGCCGUUACUGCCGUUACCCUAAGCCCCGCCCCUUCCCUCCAGACUGUCCAAUCCCAACUUUUCUCUCGGGCGGGGGUGCGGUCAUGGGGCCAGGCCCACUCAAGAAGAGGCCGCGCCCCGUCCCCCGCUCACGAAGUGGCGUCACUUCCGGCGUGUGCGUCUGGCGUUCGCCGCCGCAGGAUGGCGGCCCUGAGAAGCUGGGUGUCGCGGAGCGUAGCCUCCCUCUUCAGGUACAGACCGUGUGUUCCUGUCGUGGCUAACUUUAAGAAGCGCUGCUUCUCAGAACUGAUAACCUGGCACAAAACUGUGGCAGUUGGAUUUGGUGUGACCCUGUGUGCAGUUCCCAUCGCACAGAAAUUGGAGCCUCAUUCUCUUAGCAAUGAUGCAUUAAUGAGGAGAGCUGUGUCUUUGGUAACAGAUAGCACCUCCACCUUUCUCUCUCAGACCACGUAUGCUUUGAUUGAAGCAAUCACUGAAUAUACUAAGGCCGUUUACACCUUAAUUUCUUUGUACCGACAAUAUACAAGUUUACUUGGGAAAAUGAAUUCACAGGAGGAAGAUGAAGUGUGGCAGGUGAUCAUAGGAGCCAGAGUUGAGAUGACUUCAAAGCAACAAGAGUACUUGAAGUUGGAAACCACUUGGAUGACUGCCCUUGGUCUUUCAGAGAUGGCGGCAGAAGCCGCAUACCAGACUGGAGCGGAUCAGGCCUCUAUAACUGCCAGGAAUCACAUUCAGCUGGUGAAGUCCCAGGUGCAGGAGGUGCGCCAGCUUUCCCAGAAAGCAGAAACCAAGUUGGCAGAAGCACAGACAGAGGAACUCCGUCAGAAAACCCAGGAGGAAGGGGACGAGAGGGCGGAACCGGAGCAGGAAGCCUACCUGCGGGAGGAUUGAGUGCCUGAGCUGCCCAGCCGAGUCUGCCGGCUCCGCCCCCGGGGCCACGAUCCGCUUGGCUCUCCGCACAGAGAGGAGUCAGCAGGUCCUGCCCUGGCCCAUCGGGCCAGAGGCCAUAGCUGUGAGUGCCUGACCCAUUUCCCCACGGACCUGGUUCUUAGCCCUGAGGCACUGCGCGCCCUGUUUAACAUUUGACCCCCCCCCCCCAGCUUUCCACCCUCCACAAUCUUUUUACCUCCCACCCAGAGCAUCUCAGCAGCCUGGCCAGAGAGAGGGUCCUUCUUCCGUCCUGCCCACAAGUUCAGUAGCAGUUUAACCUGUUUGCAGUCGUAUUCGCAUUCUCAAAUCUGAUUUAGUCUUUGCUCCCUCCAUAGGGAUGGGAGUUUUGGGGGGAAUGGGGAGCCUGUUAAGAUUUUUUUUUUUUUUAAGUGUUUCUAAUCCUUUCUGUGAUCUGGCCCCUCUGCCUGUAAGGACACCUGAGGCCCAGGAGCCAAAAGUCCAUUUUUCUUAAGGAACUGAAUGCAGAGUGUUUACCUGGUGCUCAACAGGACAUAUUCCAACACA
Messenger RNA from Lynx canadensis (Canada lynx), 2121 nucleotides. It is a transcript of the gene DIABLO, whose product is annotated as diablo IAP-binding mitochondrial protein. Lineage: Eukaryota; Metazoa; Chordata; Mammalia; Carnivora; Felidae. Gene Ontology annotation, biological process: intrinsic apoptotic signaling pathway in response to oxidative stress; neuron apoptotic process. Gene Ontology annotation, cellular component: mitochondrion. The record is from RefSeq and is a predicted model, not a curated record.